This is a messenger RNA of Hepatospora eriocheir, 411 nucleotides long. The record is from the annotation of a GenBank genome assembly. Lineage: Eukaryota; Fungi; Microsporidia; Hepatosporidae.
AUGUUAAAUUCAAUAGCCUAUUUUAUCUUAUCAUUAUUGGCUAAAAACGUUUUUUUAAUUAUUAUAAUUUAUAUUAAUAAUUUUUAUGCAAUUAUUUUUGAGCAACUUUGUUUUAUACUUUUUGGUGAAAAAGUAGACCAUAUAAAAAUAGACAAUAAGAAGUGUUUUGAAGAAGAAUAUUCUCGUCGAAAUGAAGCAAAUAUGAAUACUUUCUUUUAUAAUUCAACUAUUAUAAAAUUUUGUGAAUUGAAUUCACCUUUUCACAUAUUUUUAAAAGAUGUUUUUACUCUUGAAAAAGCUGUUUAUGGUUUAAUGGUACUUUUAGGUUUAAAUGGUUUGAUAUUCUUUUUAACUUCAUUAAAUUUAAAAAGAGUAUUUAUAAGAAAAUAUGGUAAGUUUAUCCACGUUUAA